This is a messenger RNA of Haliotis rubra (blacklip abalone), 4181 nucleotides long. RefSeq names its product clathrin interactor 1-like. Lineage: Eukaryota; Metazoa; Mollusca; Gastropoda; Lepetellida; Haliotidae. The record is from RefSeq and is a predicted model, not a curated record. The transcript has 17 exons. Gene Ontology annotation, biological process: endocytosis. The coding region runs from base 154 to 2508 and encodes 784 amino acids. Gene Ontology annotation, cellular component: clathrin vesicle coat; plasma membrane; endosome. Gene Ontology annotation, molecular function: phospholipid binding; clathrin binding.
AAGGUUGAACAGAUCACGUGACAACGCCAUCUUGUUGGUUAGGUUAUUUCCGGCAAAAUAAUACAUCUGAAAAAUCCGCUAUCAUCGGGGUUGUUAACAGAAAUCCAUCCAUUUUGGCUGGAGAUUUUGGUCCACUGAUAUCUACCAUCCAAAAUGUGGAAGAUUCGUGAAAUAACAGACAAGGUCACCAAUGUGGUGAUGAACUACAGCGAAGUGGAGGCCAAGGUUCGCGAAGCAACCAAUGAUGAUGCAUGGGGUCCCCACGGCUCUUUGAUGAACGAGGUCGCUCAGUACACAUUCACAUACGAGCAUUUCCCGGAAGUGAUGGGGAUGCUGUGGAAAAGAAUGUUGCAUGACAACAAGAAGAACUGGCGCCGCGUCUAUAAGAGUUUGAUUCUGUUAACGUACCUGGUGCGGAACGGCUCGGAACGUGUGGUAACCAGUUCCAGAGAACACAUCUACGACCUGAGGGCACUGGAAAACUACACCUUCACGGAUGAAAAUGGCAAAGAUCAGGGUCUGAAUGUGCGCCAUAAGUGCAAGGACCUGUUGGGCUUCAUCCAGGACGAUGACAAGAUCAGAGACGAGAGGAAGAAAGCCAAGAAGACGAAGGACAAGUUUGUUGGUGUGUCAGGAGAAGCUACAGGUUAUAACUCCUACAGUGACCGGUAUGAGGAGGAGCCGCGGAGGACCAAGAAGCUUGAUGACAUCGAUGACUGGGGCGGCGGAAAAAAGUCCAUCGCCAACGAAGCAGUGGACAGAGUCAAGGAUGUAUGGAACAAAGUGACGGGUCGACGAGGAGGAGCAGAGGCGCCAGAUUUCUAUGACGAUGAUGACAGGGGAAGUCGCUAUGACGACAGAGUCAGUCGCUACGACGACUACAGAGACAGAAACAAAGACAAAGACAAAGACAGAGACAGAGAUGUGGAUAAUGAUGAUGAUUACAGUGAAAAGGACCGAGAUCGGCCCAGGGAUCGUGAUCGUUAUGAAUAUAAAGACGAUGAUGAAAAUGAAUUUACAUCAGUGGAAAGAACUCAUACAACACGUACAGAAAAAAUCACAACAAAUAGACGGUCAAGACAAGCAAAGAAAAUUGAUCUCGGAGCUGCUAGCACCUUCGGCAAAGAUGCAGAUUCAGUGAGUGUAAAUAGUACUAAUGUAGAGAAUGCACCUAGUCUUAUCGAUAUGGGACAUCAACAGAAGGCAUCAGAGUCCUCCUUUGCUGACUUCAGCGGAUAUCAAUGUGCAAAUGCUAAUGGAAGUUUUGACGAUUUUAACCCUAGGGCAGCAACAACACCUCAAUCUGCAGGUCAACCAGCUGAUUUCGGUGACUUUGCACAGUUUCAGAAUGGAGGAACAGUCUCAUCUCCCACAGGCUCUGCCAACUUCGCAGACUUUUCACAGAUGAACUCCGCCAACUCUCCGACGUCCCCAGUCUCUGGAACACCAGCAGUUUCUAACACAGCCGCCGCAAGCAACGAUCUCUUCGAUAUGUUCGGAUCAACGUCCCCUCAGUCCACCCCCAUACAACCUAUGCAAACAGCAUCCAACCUCAUGUCAUCACCGGCCCAAGCCCCCACAUCCAUGAUGCCAACCCAGCCUGCAAUGGGAACGACAUCACCCAUGAUGAGCACGCCCCCUAUGGGGAUGGGGAUGCCAGUCAAACCAGGGAUGGGACCACGGAUGGGAACCAGGGAUGGGACCACAGAUGGGACCACAGAUGGCGAUGAGUGGCAUGGCACCAGGGAUGGGGAUGCCGGGCCAGAUGCCUGGGCAGAUGCCAAUGGGGAUGAUGCCAGGGAUGUCGACGCACAUGAUGGGCCAGCAGCCCAUGAUGUCGCCCAUGGCAACGGGUAUGAUGCAGCAGCCCAUGCAGAUGACUGGUGUAGGCUACGCAAACUCCUCCAUGCAAAAUUCCAUAUCCACUCCCAUGCAGCUGACCUUAGUCUUCAGAACUACCACAACAGCACAGAGUUAAUGCCCCUACUUGUGCCAGGAUCAUUGGACACGCCAACCUCUGACCCUUCGUCAGCAGGGCCACAAACACCCAAGAAGAUAAACACAUGGUCCGAGUCUAAGGUGGACAUCAGCCUGGACACUCUGAACCCAGCCAACCGAUUCCAGAAGCAAGCCCAGCCCAGCAUGAACCAACUACAGCAGCAAGGCAUGAUGGGAACAGGUGUUGUAUUCUGGUACCCUGAGAUAAACUGCGCAGGUAUGGGAGGAGGAGGAGCUGCUCCUGCUGGGGCUAUGUACACCGGGCAGAGUCCAGCCAUGAUGGGAGGGAUGUCCACAAUGAACCAGGGCAUGGCUAACAUGAGCGUUGGGGCAGCUCCCCGAAUGAUGAGUCCGCAACCAAUGAUGGGAACAGGAAUGGGCAUGCAACCAGGGAUGAUGGGAGGAAUGCCCCAGGGCAGCAUGGGAAUGCAGAGCACCACCGUAUCGGGACAGUCGUCGUUCCAGAAGCGCACAGACUCCGCCUUAGCAUCUUUCGGCAACGUCAAAUAGUGUAGUCCACCAUCACCAUCAGUCAAAUAGUGCAUCCAUAGUCAUACUGACAUCACAUAUACACCCAUCAGAGAUAUCAUUCGUAUCGCCCUCCUAGGCCUAUUUUCUAUAACAGUACAGUGACAUUUUCAAAUUUAUAUCUACCUGUCUUGUUAUGAGCUCUUAAAAAACAGAACAACCUUGAUUGCCCAAGGUAUUGUGUCUCCAUUCUAUGAUAAUAAAUAUUCUGACAAUUCUCACACAGCAUCAUUUUGGAAUCGAUGCUUCUACUUCCAUCCCUGACCGAGCCCAAAUUUUGUCUUCUUCAUGAGAUUAAAAUCAACAACCAAAAACACUGCCUCUGAAAGCAGUUGGGUCUUCAAUCUACACUUAAAGUCCCGAUCUCUUCCUAAUGAGAACAUGAUUUGUGUAGCAAAUCAUAUUCUUAUGUAAACUAACUAUAAGUUUCAAAAGAUAUUUCCCAAGUAUAUCAAGACAAGGGAGAAUGGUCAUCAAGCUACAUGGUGUUGUGUUUUAGAUUUCAGGAAACGCACAGUAUAUUUCUCAUGUUAAGUCAUUGGAAGGAAGUCCCUAUGUAUUUGAGAUAGCAGAAGGUCAAGUUUAGUACUGACCGCGGUCAUAAAGACUUGCUUCAGCCAAUCAAGGACUCUGGAAUUACAAUUCCAGAUUUUGGACUUCUUUUCAUGUCAUUCCAAAACAAGACAAUAAGUACAGGGUAAUUUUACAAAUGGAAUGGAGAUUCAGUACCCUGGAGGAUCAACAGUGGAAAGACAGUGGUGUAGUAUUAUGUGUGUUGCUUCUUGGGUACAUCAUUUAGCACAGGUGGAACAGUUUCUGUCCAUACAGGUAUGGCUAUUAUAUUAGAUCUUUAAUCAUUAUACAAGUGUAUGCAAAGUUUAUAUAUUUGAGUAUUUUAAGUUACAACCUGGAUGACGAAGCAUUACAUCAAAAUGUUAAACAAGUGUAUGUAAAAGUGUGUGACUCAGGAGCUUCUGCAGGAGCAGGAGUAAAGUGGAUGCUGAUGUCUGAUUGGUCAAUAUUAUUGUGUCCUCGUUUCUGAUUGGUUGGUGUCAUACAGGCAUAUAUUUCCCCCCACCUAUCAUAUAGAAACAUUGGCAUCAGAUUUCGCAAUAUUUUUAUUGGACUCUUUAAAGGGGAUCAUUGCUUUGAUAUGAAGCAGUUUGAAUUUUGCGAGAGCCUCGGAUUAGGUGUUUUCAUGACAUUCCAGGAUGUUGUCAUACCAGUUCUUUCUUACACGCCAUGUUUUAAUUAAAAUUAAUAGAACAACAUUAAUACAUGUGAAGUUAUGAUGCAGUUGCAGUUAAAAAGAGACUUAUCAUUAACUAUGAAGUUUUCAUAACCGAGGAUCUAACAAUGUCAGGUACUUGUAGAGCUCGACGUAUCAAAAUGCACCUUUUAUCAUUUGUUCCUUUUAUAUGUAUUAUUUUCAGCCCAAUGCCAAAUUAUUUACAAACCACAGGACACAUACUGUAAUCUGCUGAAGAAAAUCUUCCAAUAUUCUAUUCCUACAAGAUUUUGAUUUAUACAAAAUGCCAUGUUGCCAUGGUUACAGAUGUACAGAUUGGUUAUUGUGGUAAAGGGCCGUGUUUAUGUUGUAGCAAAAUAAAGCAAACUUUUAACAUCAAUUGGGUCAAAGAUAUUUAUUUUUCUUA